Myxocyprinus asiaticus (Chinese sucker) is the source of this 6506-nucleotide messenger RNA. RefSeq names its product calcium/calmodulin-dependent protein kinase kinase 1, alpha a (gene camkk1a). The coding region runs from base 1150 to 2673 and encodes 507 amino acids. Lineage: Eukaryota; Metazoa; Chordata; Actinopteri; Cypriniformes; Catostomidae. The transcript has 19 exons. Gene Ontology annotation, biological process: protein phosphorylation; CAMKK-AMPK signaling cascade; activation of protein kinase activity. The record is from RefSeq and is a predicted model, not a curated record. Gene Ontology annotation, molecular function: protein kinase activity; ATP binding.
UGGAUCGUCAAGUUCAUAUAAAGCUUUCCGUUCGCGUGGUAAUGUUGCAUAUGUUAAUCGACGCGAAUUAAUUUCGCCUAUUUCACUUGACGGGUUCAUUGCGCUUCUCAUGCUGACAACGAAAGCGAAUAACAGCAUGUGAGUGUUUGAAGCUCUAGUCGGUCGGAUAUCUGUCAGCAGUGCGGAAGAGAGAGGGAUGGGGCAGAUCAAUGCUGUCAAACUGACUCAUAAGACCCUGAAAUGAUGCGGAGAUAACAACGGGAAAUAUAGCCCGAAGACCAAGCGUUCAACAAUAUAAGCAGAAGAGCAGCAUGCUCGAUCGGAUAGACCCGUGAGCGAAUAAAGGCAUUGAAAUUGAUCAAGCCAACUGUCAGACUCGCUGUACGCUCCAGAAGCCUCGACACACACUGAGGAUGACAGGUUGAUUUUUUUAGGCGAGUGAAACUUUUUUUAAAACCAUUGCGACACAAAUUGGUAGACGUGUUAUCUGCUUCAACCAAAUCGAAAGCAAGUUCUAAAGGCAAAAGCUGUGAUCAGUCUCACCGCGGGAAAUUGUUGAACAAAAGACACGCGACCAAGUUGAAACUUUGUAGUGCUUUUAAGUCCUCGUGGUCGUGAUUCGCCUCAAUCCGGGUGGCGGAGGAUGAAUCCCAGUUGCCUCCGCGUCUGAGACCGUCAACCCACGCAUCUUAUCACGUGGCUUGUUGAGCGCGUUGCCACAGAGACAUAAAGCGUGUGGAGGCUUCACGUCAUCCACUGCGGCAACCUCGCUCAACUCACCACGCGCCCCACCAAGAAGGAACCACAUUAUAGCGAUCACGAGGAGAUUACCCAUGUGACUCUACCCUCCCUUGCAACCAGGCCAAUUUGGUUGCUUAGGAGACCUGGCUGGAGUCACUCAGCACACCCCAGGAUUCGAACUAGCGAACUCCAGGGGUGGUCACCAGUGUCUUUACCACUGAGCUACCCAGGCCCCCAAGCUGUGUGUCUUCAUGGUCUCUGUCUGCUGUUGAGAUACAAUUGGGGGAAACAUAUGCCGCAAGACUAAGUUGCCUGUAACUGCAAACCAGAGUUGGAGGUGGAACAUUUAAUGCAAAAACAACCACACCCCCUUCCUCCCUGCCUCCAAGCCCCUCCUUCUGCAUUGUCAUGGCUAUGAGCAGCGAUCCCGGUUCCGUAGGUGUGGAGCUUGACACAGAUUCCUUACAGACCUCUGAGAUGAUUGAAAAGAUGUCAGCUGUCUCCUUAAGAUCUGAUCCUUCCUCCAAUGGAGUAAAGAAUGGGACAGGUGUUAGGAAAGCUCCACCCCAGAGGCCACACCUAUCAGGCAGGAAGAUGUCAUUGCAGGAAAGAGGGACAUACGGAUCUGCGGGGGGUGGAGCAGACCGCUAUUCCCACAUCUCUGCACGAGUGGCUAGACAGCCAACCAUUGAGUCCAAACGAGUGUCCAUCUCUGACUCGCAGGAUUGCAUUCAGCUAAACCAGUACAAGUUAAAGUGUGAGAUUGGGAAGGGCUCAUAUGGCGUUGUCAAGUUGGCAUACAAUGAGGAUGAUGACAAAUAUUAUGCAAUGAAAGUUGUGUCUAAGAAGAAGCUGAUGAAACAGUAUGGUUUUCCACGUCGUCCUCCUCCGCGAGGUCCUAAAGCAGCCCAGGGACAGCAGCCCAAGGUGCUUGGUCCUCUGGAGAGAGUUUACCAGGAGAUAGCCAUCCUGAAAAAGCUGGACCACCUCAACAUUGUUAAACUGGUUGAGGUGUUGGAUGAUCCAGCAGAGGACAACCUUCACAUGGUAUUUGAGCUGAUGCAGAAGGGGCCUGUGAUGGAGGUCCCCACCGACAGUCCCUUCAGUGAGGACCAGGCAUGGCCCUACUUCAGAGAUAUUGUUCUGGGCAUCGAGUACUUGCACUAUCAGAAGAUCGUUCACAGGGAUAUCAAACCAUCUAAUUUGUUACUGGGAGAUGAUGGACAUGUCAAGAUUGCUGAUUUUGGGGUCAGUAACCAGUUUGAGGGUAAUGAUGCCUUGCUCUCCAGCACUGCCGGUACUCCUGCUUUCAUGGCCCCAGAGACGCUAUCGGACAACCGCAAGAGCUUCAGUGGAAAGGCUCUGGAUGUGUGGGCUAUGGGAGUGACCCUCUAUUGCUUUGUGUAUGGCAAGUGCCCAUUUAUUGAUGAGUACAUACUGGCACUUCACAAUAAGAUCAAGAGUAAGCCGGUGGAGUUCCCUGAGAUGCUUGCUGUCAGCCAGGGGCUAAAGGACCUGAUCUUACGAAUGCUGGACAAAACCCCAGACACAAGGAUCACCAUUCCAGAGAUCAAAGUGGACCCCUGGGUAACUCAUGAUGGGGCAGACCCAUUGCCUUUAGAAGAGGAACAUUGUACUGUGGUGGAAGUCACUGAAGAGGAGGUGCAGAACUCUGUAAAGUUUGUCCCUAGCCUUUCUGCUGUGAUAUUGGUUAAGGCCAUGUUAAGGAAGCGUUCCUUCGGGAAUCCAUUUGAGUGUCCCAGCAGAAGAGAGGAGAGAUCCAUGUCUGCACCAGGCAGUCUGCUUAUGGACUCUUGGCCGUUCCGUCCCUCUUUUAAACUCCAGCCCUUGUUAAGAAAAGGGAGCAGUGGUGAGGCUAGUAGAGAAGUGGAGCUUGAGGACUUGCAUGAGGAUGAACCACCCACCUCUUGAGAGUCUCCAUAGAUCUCCACAGCUCAUGAAGUUCUCCAUAUAGACAUUUGCAACCCUUUCAGCAGAUUCAUGACCCAAACUGCACCACUAUAAUGCAUUCUUCUAUUGCAUCCUUCAGUCUUGUCACUUUUAUUGGUCUUUCAAAAGAAUCACUUUCACUCACUUUUUCAAAUCCACUAUAUUAACAGUUCUCUUUUUAUGAGGCAUUUCAGGUCCUACCUUGCAAAACUGGGGGGUUACAUAAUUUUGUCCUUCUCGCAGUUUGGAUCUUUCCAACUGUUUCACACUGUGUCCUCGCAUCCUACAUUUUGGAAACAAUCUACGCUGGACCAGAAAGAAAGACCUUGAAAGACAAACUACGCCACAAGUUCUUUUGGACAUAGACCUACAGCAUGGACAGAAGAUGGGGACCUGAACUUGGUAUGGCAACUCAUAAAGCUAAAAGCAGCAUUGACAUUGAUGCAGUGUAACCAUCAUGAUGUUUGUACAUGUAUAUAAUAUAAUAGCUACAGUGUCCUGCCUUUUUGCACUUUGAAUGCAUUAACAUGCAAUUCUUAGCCCUAUCAGUCAUAUAGCAUGCCUGAAAUAUGUCCUUUUCCAUAUUGUGGUGAAAUAUGGUGUUUCCAUAUCUGUUUCUUUCCUUAUUUCAUACCAUCUGCUGUAUAGUUUCUCAUUUCAUUCAGACACAAUAUAUGACCACACAUGCAUACAGUGUGUGUAUGUCAAUUAAAGGGGCUAAUAUUGCCACUAGGCAUGAGAUGAGUAAUACUAAAGAGGCCUCUCGGUAAAUAAAUGUCUCAAAAAUGCACAUUCUGUGAAUUCUAGAAAACAGGGCUUUCUCAUGAAACUUACAUGCCUGAGUGCUUUUCAUCUCCCACACGAGGACCAUGAUUUUGCCAAAUAGGACGCAUUCCUGGAUCAGCAUCCUUAGGGGCAAUUCAGACCGAACUGCGUUUUUGUGUCCAUUUGCAAUGUUUUUUAUUUGUUUUUCUAUGUAAAGUUGCGCUAGGCUGACAUCUUUGACUGUUGUGCAGUGUAUCGUUUUUUUUUUUUUUUUUCUCUGCAAGUCAGGUUAAAGGAACUUCAACUUUUAAAAAAAACCUACACUCUGUUCUUCAGUGCACUGCAUCUAGCUUUUUUUAAACUUAAGAAUGCAUUCUGUCUAAAUGGCCUCUUAUUGGUCGCGGAACAACAUUCCUAGCAACCAGUCAGAUUUAGGGUUAGAAUUAGUGUCAGCACAGUCUAAACCUAUUGCAUAUUACACACAAAACUGGAAAAUACUCUCUCAAUCUAGUAAACAGUAAUCUGAUUGGCUUGUUUGAUGCAACUUUCUCAAGUCUGUAGGCUUUUUAUAUCAGUCCACCUGGAAACAAAAGUUGUGUUGACAAGGUUCCGGGUUGAUGAUACAAGCACUUUCGAGGAUAAAAUAAUCUCUGGAUAUGCAAGUUUGUCAGGUUAGUGACAUCAAAUCUGAUAAAGAUGCUUUGAGUUUUAUAUUUGUUUUAUUAGUUUUGUCUGUGAAAUAGUCUGCGCUUAUUUUUUGUACUGUACUUAUAGUCUCCAUACUAACUCAUUUAUUGCUAUUUUUGUGUGUUUCUGGUACAGUUGUAGAGGAGACUAACACACCAUUGUUUAAAUUCAUUUUUUCCAUGUUGGUCAAUUAUUUUGGAAUAUCCCCGCCCUUAAACAGCGUAUAAUGUUGGAACAGUGAACUGUGAUUGAUUGCUUUACAUGUCAGUCAGGCAGCACUUCAUGUCUAAGUAGCAGGUUCUUGGCCAGAACAAGUUGCUCAAUGAUCCAGACAUUUUGCUGUAAAGUCAAAACGUUUGGCUACAUGAGAUUAGGAUUGGUUUUAGUGCUGAGGCUUGGGCUUCCACAACAUUCUAAUUAACCUAUCAUUUCCCUCUGGUUUUAUGGGCAGUUAAUGGUAAAGUUUAGGGUUAUGGUUAGGAUUGUUUAUUUGAUAGGAAUGUAGUUCCUGUACCAAGCACUGUCGCCUCACACCACGAAGGUCCCGGGUUCGAAUCCAGACUCAGCUGGGCCUUUCUGGGUGGAGUUUGCAUGUUCUCCCCGUGUUCACGUGGGUUUCCUCUGGGUGCUCCGGUUUCCCACACAAGUCCAAAAAAAAAAAAAAAAAAACAUGCACAUUAAGUGAAUUAGAGACUCUAAAUUGCCCCGUAGGUGUGAGUGAGAGUCCCCCAGCCACUGGGGGUUGCGUCAGGGAGGGCAUCCGGCGUAAAUCCUGUGCCAAGUCAAAUAUGCGGAUCACAGAUUGUCCGCUGUGGCGACCCCUAACAGGAGCAGCCAAAAGAAGUAGUAGUAGUAGUAGUAGUAGUUUCAGUACCAACUAAAGAUGUUGAAUUCGGGAACGUGACCUACUUGGCUAAAUUACAGUCACCUCUCUCACACACACAUUUUAACCAUUAUCUAGAACAGGGCUUAUUCUUCAUGUUUGUGAAUGUCACAAUUUGAAAGAUUGCUCAGGAUGUGGGGAUCUUGUGUUGCAGUGCUUUGUCUAACUACAGAAACAUUAGGAUAUGUCCGAAUGUGUCAUUGUUUACAGAGGCAACACAUUCCAAAAGGCCUGUUUGUCAGUCAGCAGCACUAACAGGCCCACAAACACAUUCACAAACAUGCCACAGAAAUGAAUGUUCGAGUGUGUGACGAUGUGGAAUCACUUUCACUCAGAACAGACAGGCCAAUUGAGGAAAGGAUCUGAAUAUGAUGUUUAGCUCCGGAAAGAAAGUGAACUGCCAUUCAAUGUCAUCACAGUCCCUCUCGGCCUAGAUUAACAAUACGCCUUGUUUACAUCAGAUCCUCUGCCAGGCGAGCCAAUCAUCUCUUCUUCCUAAACUGCAAAUUCAGAAUGCAAAAUAUUUUUACUCUGGAAUACCAACUGCACAUUGGCAAGCACUACGUUUCAUAACAAGCACAGAGCACUCAUAUUAGAUUUUUAUAAUUGUGAAAGCCUCAUCGAGCCUGGUUCUGUUUUUAAUGAAUUUUACAAGAACAAAACUGGAUGCUUAAUCAGGUCAGCUGCCAAUUAUUUCCCAUUAAACUGAUUAUGAAAGCAGUAAGUGCUUACUGGAAACCUUUUCACAGAUGUCACUUAUUUAGAGGACUCAUUAUUGCUUAUUUCAAGACCGAUUGAUAAGCUGCAGUGAACUGCUUUCAUUAUAUUCUUACUAAUAUCCUGAGCAGAUGGUGGUGCAUUUUCCUGACUCCUACACAUGCCUCUCUCUUCCCCCAUCUCUCUCUCUCUUUCUGUCUCUCUCUCUCUCUCUCUCUCUUAUGCACACACUCCAAGUAGAUUUUUCUUGUCCAUUACAUUUUCUAUUAAAACUGAAUUACACAGGAAAACCAUUUUCAGUAAUACUUUACAAUAAGGUUGUAGCCUUAGUUGCUGACAUGGCAUUAAACUUUUAAUUACCUACCUGCAAUAAGGUUGUAUGCAUUAACAUUAGUUAACAUGAGAUAACAAUGAACAAUACUUUUACAGCAUUGAUUAACAUUGGUUAAUGUUCAUUUCUACAUACAUUAAUACAUUUAUAACUUUAAAAGUUGUACAUCAACAUUAGUACAUCUUCGUUUACAAUGCAUUAUUUAACAAUGAACAAUUGUACUUAUUAUUCAUAGUGUAUUUAUAAAUUAACAUCCAUCAUGUUUUAAAAAAUGCUGGAAACAAAUUGGGUAACACUUACAUUAAAGGUUUAGUUCACCCAAAAAUACAAAUAUAACAUUUACUCACCCUCAUGCCAUCCAAUAUGUGUAUGACAUUCUUUCUUCUGCUGAACACAAUUGAAGAUUUUUAAAAGAAUAUUUCAGCUCUGUAG